Phaedon cochleariae (mustard beetle) is the source of this 1479-nucleotide messenger RNA. NCBI's taxonomy places the organism in Eukaryota, Metazoa, Arthropoda, Insecta, Coleoptera, Chrysomelidae. The record is from the annotation of a GenBank genome assembly.
AUGAAGAAAGGUUCCCCAGGUGAAGAAUCCCUCUGGGUUUUGUCUAAGGUGAUUUUCCAACAGGAACCAGCGAUGGAGAGCCAGUUUUGGGGAAGAAAGAUUUCCCCGACCCUAGGCAGAGUUGGAGAGGCCAACCCCCUCUCGGCAUUCCAUUUCCAAAGAAGAGAAGAAAAUAUGAAGAAAGGUUCCCCAGGUGAAGAAUCCCUCUGGGUUUUGUCUAAGGUGAUUUUCCAACAGGAACCAGCGAUGGAGAGCCAGUUUUGGGGAAGAAAGAUUUCCCCGACCCUAGGCAGAGUUGGAGAGGCCAACCCCCUCUCGGCAUUCCAUUUCCAAAGAAGAGAAGAAACAUCCAGAUUGACAUCAUCAACAACAUCAGUGACGAACUACCAAACCACAAUUGUACAACCAUGCCUUGAUCCUCAGAGCCCAGCAUCAAGAAGUACAUGUCUUGGAUCAAAUGCUUCUAAUCUCCUGAAUUUGAAUUGUUUGAAUAGUGGUAGAACGAAUUUCACGAAUAAGCAACUCACUGAGUUAGAAAAAGAAUUCCACUUCAACAAAUAUCUGACGAGAGCAAGGAGGAUAGAAAUAGCUUCAGCAUUGCAACUGAAUGAAACUCAAGUAAAAAUCUGGUUUCAAAACAGGAGAAUGAAGCAGAAGAAGAGGAUGAAGGAAGGUUUGAUACCAACAGAGCUCAGUCUGAAUGCAGGAAGCAAUAGUAAUUCCCCAACAUCGACCAAUGUGUUACAAAUAGAAUCCAUAAGUGCUCGUAAUGAUAACGAUUGCGUGAUAGUACAGGAACUCCCCAAUGGACCUACAACCACUACUACUACAGUUGAAGUACAAAUACAUAGUGUAGUGCUAAAAGUGAAGCACGUAUUUCCGAACGAUGAAAUCAAACUACAACUGAUGCAACCCAUAAAAAAUGAUACACCUAUACUGAUUCCAUUCAGGAAAUGGGACCUCAGCCAAUUGCCUGCUCUUACAAACGGCGCAAAAAGUGAAAUCUGGGCAGUCAAAACGAGCGCUUCGGUGGAACGUCCUCGGUACGUUAUUGUGUGCUUCCAGAAAUCUAAACGUGACAAUGCAGAAGCUGAUGCUGCCCACUUUGAUAACACGAGCAUAGUUAGUAUCAGAUUAGCCCUUAAUGGUGAAUAUUGGCCUAAUGAGAGAAUGCAGCUGAAUUUUGCUAAACAAGACAACACCCUUGCUUACUACAACUAUACCAGGUUCUAUUCGAGCUAUUCACAUUCGACGGAGGUUCACCCAAUCUUGGAUUAUGGGGAAUUCAAACAGCAUGCAUUAUUUGUGAUUGCUUGUUCGAGGCAGGAAGAGACCAUGAAAUCAUCGACAGUUGAUAUAAAGCUUGAAAUCGAAGCCGAUAAAGGAUUCCCUGCUGACACCAAAGCCUAUUGCAUCAUCGUACAUGACUGUCUGCUAGAGUACUUUCCUCUAACGGAAGUCGUCAGAACCUUGAUUUGA